CAUCGUAAAGUUGCACUUUCUGACAGUAUAUAAAAUACAAUCAUGCAAUCGGGAAAUGGUGGAAAACGUAAAAAACCAAAGAAGAAGGGAAGUCGGUUUUUACAAAAUGCAAAGGGAUUCGCCAAGCAGGGUAUUUUCGGUCGCGGAACACACAUUGAUGAUGAGCAAUUUAGUUACUUCAUAAACAUCUUGGAUGCAAUGAAGGCUGGUCUCAGCGAUGUGGAGGAACGAGUUAACAUGGCCAACAAUGUAUUUGACCAGACAAAUGAGCAGGAAAUUCGUUUAGCAUCCAAUCAAAUAGUGUCCAAAGCUCUCGAGUCUCUAAUUGGAUUUGUGGACGCUCCACAUCUAGAGCGCUACUUUACCAAAUUUGGUGAGAGCCUCCGUCCCAUGUGCUCUGACCGUUUUGCAUCCCAUGUUCUGCAAAAGAUGUUGGAAAUAGCAUUUCUUCGAGCAUUGGGUAAAGAUGCAGCACAGAAGUCAGAAACUGAAUCGGAUGCUGCCAAACGACCAAAGCCCGAUGCCGCACAAAUCGAGGAGCAGUACAAUCUGGAGACCGAGUUCAGCGACGAACAUCGUGAGCAGUGUCGUCAAUUCGUGGUUCGCAUCUCAAAAUUCAUGUUGAACAAUCUGGAGGACUUUGUGUGGGACUCGUGCGCCACACACAUCAUGCGUACAGCUAUACUCUGCCUAGUUGGCGUUCAUGUGCCCAAAAUAGCGUUCGAAAAAAGCGGCGUAGACAUGGCCAAGUAUCGAAAACUUUACACAGUUCCAGAGGAAUGGCAUGAAGUAAUGAAAGAGUUUCCACAGCGCUUGGAAAUGUGGCCACAGUUUCCAGACUUUCCUUACGAGGAUCAGACGUCUGCCCUACUGGGUGCUAUAUGCAUUGCUCUGGGCGUCGUUGAUAAGAGCAUGCUCAAGCAUUUUGGCAAGAAAAUCCUAAUGGAAAGUUUUCUAAAACCAAACGAUGAGGCAAAUCCUGACGAUAAUGAUGAGCUAAAGGAAGCUAAAAAUGAAAUAGAAGUUGAUAAAGAUAAAGGUGAAGAAGAGAAAUCGGCUACAAAAACUAAAGAAGCCAAUGCUGAUACUGAACCGCCACCGGAAUCUGAAGCUGAUGUGGUACUACCCAAAGUCUUCCACUACCAGAGCGCGAUAAUAUUGCUGGAGACACUUCUGAGUGUGGCAGGUGCCAAGCUGCUGACACAGCUCUUUGCCAUGCUCUUCAGCGGUCGCAUAGCUCACCUGGCACUGCAGCGGCAAACCAACUUUGCCGUGCAACGUCUGUUAAAUAACAUACAUGAGGCGUCUGACCUCGAGUCAGCCUUUAAUGAGCUACAACCGUACACUGAGGAGCUGCUCCAGAGCGGCUUAACUGGCGUAGUGUCUGCCUUAAGCGGCGCCUGUCUCCGGCUGGGCGCCAAGCAGGCGCAAAUGAUCGCCGCACUGCAGAGCGCUCUGCAUGUGACCCGCGACAAAGAGAAGUCGAAGAUGUUCUUCACCUGCCUGAUCAAGCUGAAGCCGUAUGAGGUUGUGGUGGACGAUCAGUCGACCUUUGUGCACUUGCAUGGCUCGCUGAUAGCUCAGCAUUUGCUGAAAUUCAACAAGCCCAUUUUCCUGGUCAACAGCAUUCUGGAAUUGCCGGCUGCGCAGCUGGCGCAAGUGUUCAACACGCCAAAUGGCUCCCACAUUGUCGACGCGUUCAUGCAGAGCACAUAUAUUGGCGAGAAGUCACGAGAGCGUCUUAUCCGCCAACUGGAGGGCUUCUAUGUGGAUCUGGCUAUCACACGGCAUGGAUCACGCGCCUUGGAGCAGUGCUUCAAGGCGGCCCAGGAAGCGCAAAAGCUACGCAUUGCCAAGGAGCUAACCUCAAAGGCCAACAUGACCAAGGGUUCGCCAUUUGGGCAGCUUAUCUAUGCCAAAUAUCGUUUGGACACCUUUAAACUGUCGCCCACUCAGUGGCAGGCGAGUCUGAGCCAAAAGGUGGAGGAAGAGCAAAAACCUGAAAAGAUGAAGAAACGAACAGCGUCCGAGUUAUUCAAGGAAAUUAUUAAUUAA
This is a messenger RNA of Drosophila arizonae, 2055 nucleotides long. Its product is annotated as nucleolar protein 9. Lineage: Eukaryota; Metazoa; Arthropoda; Insecta; Diptera; Drosophilidae. Gene Ontology annotation, cellular component: preribosome, small subunit precursor; 90S preribosome; nucleolus. The record is from RefSeq and is a predicted model, not a curated record. Gene Ontology annotation, molecular function: RNA binding. Gene Ontology annotation, biological process: endonucleolytic cleavage in ITS1 to separate SSU-rRNA from 5.8S rRNA and LSU-rRNA from tricistronic rRNA transcript (SSU-rRNA, 5.8S rRNA, LSU-rRNA); ribosomal small subunit export from nucleus; endonucleolytic cleavage in 5'-ETS of tricistronic rRNA transcript (SSU-rRNA, 5.8S rRNA, LSU-rRNA).